Messenger RNA from Nerophis lumbriciformis (worm pipefish), 3797 nucleotides. It is a transcript of the gene kcnd1, whose product is annotated as potassium voltage-gated channel, Shal-related subfamily, member 1. Gene Ontology annotation, molecular function: A-type (transient outward) potassium channel activity; protein binding. NCBI's taxonomy places the organism in Eukaryota, Metazoa, Chordata, Actinopteri, Syngnathiformes, Syngnathidae. Gene Ontology annotation, biological process: potassium ion transmembrane transport; protein homooligomerization; action potential. The record is from RefSeq and is a predicted model, not a curated record. Gene Ontology annotation, cellular component: postsynaptic membrane; neuronal cell body; dendritic spine.
AAAUGAAAAGCGCUCCAUCUUCAUUUGUUCCUCGUCACUCAUUCUGGAAACUUUUCCUCCUCUUUUUCUUCUUCAUCAUCAUCGUCGUCGUCAUUGUACUCCUCCAUCAUCAUCAUCAUCAUCAUCAUCAUCAUCAUCAUCAUCAUCAUCAGCUUCUUCUUCCUGGUGGAGCGCAGCAGCAGUGGACGACCAAACAUGGACGCCAAGUGGCCGCCGCUGGUCCGGUGAGAGUGAGGAGGCGCGGCAGCAGGAAGUGAGGAAGAGGGCGGCGGCGGCGGUGGCGGCAGAGGAGAAUCACUUAGAGAAGAAGAUUGUGUCGAGCUUGCAACUUGGCCAGCAUCAUCACACUUUAAUAAGACUGCGGCGCUGACACACACACACACACACACACACACACACACACACACACACACACUUUGGCACAUGUGUCAUCUUGCAGGUCGUCUUCACUUCCUGUCGGCCAUUUUUUUUCAUGGCGUGAUACCUCGCAAAACUAACCCCUCCCUUCGCCCCUCCCCGCCCCUCAUCAACAUGACAAGCCCCGCCCACACCAGGAAGUAAGGGUCUUAAAUCCGUGCGGGUUCGAGCUGCCGAUGCAAGAUGGCGGCCGGCGUGGCGACAUGGCUGCCGUUUGCGCGGGCGGCGGCGGUGGGCUGGCUCCCGCUGGCCAAGAAGACCAUGCCCAAGCCCCCCGUGGACAACUCGUCCAAGUCUGACGAGAUCCUCUACGUCAACGUCAGCGGGGUCAGGUUCCAGACGUGGAAGAACACGCUGGACCGCUACCCCGACACGCUGCUGGGCUCCUCGGAGAAGGAGUUCUUCUACAACGAGGACACCCAGGAGUAUUUCUUCGACCGAGACCCCGAGAUGUUCCGACACAUCCUCAACUUCUACCGCACGGGCAAGCUGCACUACCCGCGCCACGAGUGCAUCCAGGCCUUCGACGAGGAGCUGGCCUUCUACGGCAUCGUGCCCGAGAUCAUCGGCGACUGCUGCAUGGAGGAGUAUCGAGACCGGAAGAAGGAGAACCAGGAGCGUCUGGCCGAGGACACGGAGGCCAACGAGGACGCGCCGCUGCCCCCCCACAGCACGCACAGGGAGCGCUUGUGGCGGGCCUUCGAGAACCCGCACACGUCCACCAUGGCGCUGGUCUUCUACUACGUGACGGGCUUCUUCAUCGCCGUGUCGGUCAUCGCCAACGUGGUGGAGACGGUGCCGUGCCGCCCCGUCAAGGGGAAAGUGAGGGACCUGCCCUGCGGCGAGAAGUACCAGCUGGCCUUCUUCUGCAUGGACACGGCGUGCGUGCUCAUCUUCACCUUCGAGUACCUGAUGCGUCUGUUUGCCGCGCCCAGCCGCUGCAAGUUCAUGCGCUCCGUCAUGUCGGUCAUCGACGUGGUGGCCAUCAUGCCCUACUACAUCGGCCUGGUCAUGCCGGAGAACGAGGACGUGAGCGGCGCCUUCGUCACGCUGCGGGUCUUCCGAGUCUUCCGCAUCUUCAAGUUCUCGCGCCACUCGCAGGGCUUGAGGAUUUUGGGCUACACGUUGAAGAGCUGCGCCUCGGAGUUGGGCUUCCUGCUCUUCUCGCUCACCAUGGCCAUCAUCAUCUUCGCCACCGUCAUGUUCUACGCCGAGAAGGGAACCGCGGGCUCCACCUUUACCUCCAUCCCGGCCUCCUUCUGGUACACCAUCGUCACCAUGACCACGCUGGGGUACGGCGACAUGGUCCCCAACACCAUCGCUGGGAAGAUUUUCGGCUCCAUCUGCUCGUUGAGCGGCGUGCUGGUCAUCGCCCUCCCCGUGCCCGUCAUCGUGUCCAACUUCAGUCGCAUCUACCACCAGAACCAGCGGGCCGACAAGAUGCGAGCGCAGCAGAAAGUUCGUAUGGCUAGGAUCCGCAUGGCAAAGAAAGGAACAACAAACGCUUUCCUGCAGUACAAAGAAGACCGAGCCCUGGGGGACCGUGACAGUGACAGUGGCGCUUUGUGCGUGAAGAACAAAUCGGCGUUUGAGCAUCAGCAUCAUCACCUGCUUCACUGUUUGGAGAAGACCACGAACCACGAGUUCACGGACGAGUUGAACUACAGCGAGCUGUGCAUCACCACCGAGUCGGUCGGCUACCGGACCAGCCGCAGCACCUCCAUGUCCAGCCAGCAGGGGGCGCCGAAUCACUCCACCGGCUGCUGCCCCCGCCGCGUUCGGAGGCGGGCGGCCAUGCGCCUGGCCAACUCCACCGUGUCCGUGAGCCGCGGCAGCGUGCAGGAGCUGGACACGCUGCACGCCAAGAGCGCGCACCUCCCGCCGCAGACGCGUUCCAGUCUCAACGCACAGGUGGACCUCAAGCUGAACUGCAGCGAGCAGGACUUCAAUGCCGCCAUAAUCGGCAUCCCCACGCCGCCCGCCAACACUCCCGACGACAGCCUGCCGCCUUCGCCUGCCACUCACCCGGCCGGCAUGCGCAUGACGCGCGCCACCGCCUACACCUCCGACGCCAUCAAGAUCUCCUAUUUGUAACCUCCGCCGGGGCCUGAAACGUCCCAGCCCCCCGACCUGUCUUGAAAGCGAAGACGCGUUGCGGCAGGCCGAGGAUCGCGGCUUGAAGACCGGUGACAAAAACUGACGCACAAAAACACCACUCUUUGAACCUCACCGCCACAGGGUUCUUUAUUGCAUUUACUUCCUGCAGGAAUUCAAGAUGGCCGCCGGAGGAAGAUGUCUACGUUUGGACAGGUGUGGACAUCCAAAUAUGCAAAGCAGGAAGUAGUCAUUAAUAAUCGCUAAUAAGAUGAAUUAAUUGUGUUGUGUGUAUGAAACAAUAGUCAACAAACGCAUAAAAACAUAGCGAAAAGUGCAAAGGUCAGUUUUCCUCCGACACAUUAGCUGUCACGCUAACGCGGUCACACCAAGGAAACCAUAAAGUUGCUAGAUCCUCACGUUAGCAUUUCGCCGGCUAGCUCGCCGCUUCAUGCUAGCAGCUUUAGCGACAUGAAGCUAAUCUUUCCCUCGCCAAAACAAUCUCAACAGAAAAAGACUCGUAAGGUCGGCGACGGGAGGAAGCUGACCAACUGCUAGCUUAAACAUUAGCGCUGUUCACGCACGACAGUUUCCUCGAGCCAAUCAGGAGCGAGCGCACGGAUUGUAAAAUAAUUUGUAUCAUAAACUCUCACCUGCAUCUGUCAAUCAACCCCCCUUAGAAAUAUGAAAGAAAAAAAAGGUGUGGACAUCGCCAUCUGGUGUCGGUCCGUGCAUGAGCCUGGCACGUUACCACUUCCGACUUUAGCCACCAUAUUGAAAAAAAAAACCUAAAGAAACAAAAAGGGGGAAAAUGUCCUUUUCUAAGUUUUGCAUGAGACUUUUGUCUUUUCAUUUGUUUUCCAUUAGCAAACGAAGCUUCAUUCAGGAAUGUUCCUGGCCUUCCGGAAUGCUGAGAGACGUCACUACUAUGCAUGGAUACCGUUGUAGGUAUUUGAUCUCAAAGCACUCUGUUCACUGGACUCCGCCUCUCUUCCUCACCGUCCGUCCGCACACUUUACGUCCGAGCGGAAGCGGGCGUCAAACUCGCGCCAAAGCACCCGUCAGUCAUGUCAAGAACCGCCAUGUUGACCACAGGACGGCAGGCUUGAAAGAUGCCCGCCAACAGGGGCUAACGUGCUAAUGUUAGCCUGCUCUUCAUGUUAAUUAGUGCAUUCUAUCGGGCUGUUACCCUGUUACUUCCGGUUUGGGGGCGGAGCCAGUGAGCAACUGAAUCAAAUGAAAUUAAAAGCACAGACGUGUAAUAGUCAUGACACCAAUAAAACAAA